Messenger RNA from Trematomus bernacchii (emerald rockcod), 748 nucleotides. RefSeq names its product PAN2-PAN3 deadenylation complex catalytic subunit PAN2-like. Gene Ontology annotation, cellular component: PAN complex; P-body. The record is from RefSeq and is a predicted model, not a curated record. NCBI's taxonomy places the organism in Eukaryota, Metazoa, Chordata, Actinopteri, Perciformes, Nototheniidae. Gene Ontology annotation, biological process: nuclear-transcribed mRNA poly(A) tail shortening. Gene Ontology annotation, molecular function: nucleic acid binding.
GUGGUGGACUACCUGACUCAGUAUUCUGGAAUAAAACCCGGAGACCUGGACGCUAAGAUCUCCUCGAAGCACCUGACCACGCUGAAGUCUACGUACCUGAAGCUCAGGUUCCUCAUCGACACCGGCGUGCGCUUCGUGGGCCACGGCCUGCAGAAAGACUUCAGAGUCAUCAACCUGCUGGUCCUCAAAGAUCAGGUGGUGGACACGGUGCACUUGUUCCAUCUUCCUCGCAAAAGGAUGAUUUCUCUGAGGUUCCUCGCCUGGUACUUCCUGGAGCUGAACAUCCAGGGCGAGACCCACGACAGUAUCGAGGACGCCCGCACGGCGCUGGCGCUCUACAGGAAGUACCUGGAGCUGAGCCGCGGGGGGGGGCAACGACGAGGUGAGGAAGGUCCUGAAGGGGCUGUACGAGAAGGGGAGGCAGCUGGACUGGAAGGCCCCCGAGAGCGAGCCCCAGGACCCCCCCCAAGGUGCCGCUGUGUUCCCCUCGGUGAUGGGCCUCUGAACCUCCUCACACACUCUCUCCUCACUUUGUGUAUUUGUAUUUCUGCAUUGUGUAUUUCUGACGGUCGUUGUUGUUGUUGUUGUCCUCAGUUCGGUGAAUACACAGUUUAAAUCAUGUCAACAUGUGAGCUGCUCCUCCGGACAGGAAGAGGACAUUUGUUCUUGAUUUUGAAUCUUUUUUUAAAGAAAAUACAUCAUGUUUUUUGAUGCCUGUAAAUAAAUAAACGGAUCAAGACGAGCGCUA